Periophthalmus magnuspinnatus is the source of this 2829-nucleotide messenger RNA. It is a transcript of the gene lpin2, whose product is annotated as lipin 2. Gene Ontology annotation, biological process: fatty acid catabolic process; cellular response to insulin stimulus; triglyceride biosynthetic process. NCBI's taxonomy places the organism in Eukaryota, Metazoa, Chordata, Actinopteri, Gobiiformes, Gobiidae. Gene Ontology annotation, molecular function: transcription coactivator activity; phosphatidate phosphatase activity. Gene Ontology annotation, cellular component: nucleus; cytosol; endoplasmic reticulum membrane. The record is from RefSeq and is a predicted model, not a curated record.
ACACCAUGAACUACGUGGGGCAGCUUGGCUGGCACGUGCUGGUCACUGUGAAGCAGUUGUACAAGGACAUAAACCAGGCCACUCUUUCGGGCUGCAUCGACGUGGUGGUGGUCCGCCAGAGGGAUGGCACCUACCAGUGUUCCCCCUUCCACGUGCGCUUUGGCAAACUGGGUGUGCUGCGCUCCAAAGAGAAAGUGAUUGACAUUGAAAUCAACGGUGAGGCUGUUGACCUGCACAUGAAAUUGGGUGAUAAUGGAGAGGCCUUUUUCGUCCAAGAGACUGAACAGGAAAAUGCUAUCCCGGCCCACCUUGCCACCUCCCCGAUUCCCACAGAGAGUCACCUCUUCUGGAUCUCUGAGGUGGAACACAGGACCCCUAAAGACCUGGAGGACAACCAGGGUGACGCAGACGACCCCCCUGACCCCCCCACCUCCAGCACUGUGAGCACCAAGAAGAAGAGACGGAGGAGGAAGAAGCACAAGGGAGACCCACGCAGAGAGGAGCUGACCCCGCCCAUGUCUGCUGCUAAUGCUAACGCUGCUAACAACACACCUGCUGCUACGUCCGGCAACGGGCAAAAUGAGGAGAUCUUUGAGAUGGACCUGAGCUCUGAUGAGGACACUGCCACUCAUGUCUCGAGAUCACCUUCCGUCACCACAGUGAGAGACACUGAGUCCAAACUGCCUGCUCUCAGACACAGCCUGGACUAUCCGGUUUCAGAUGGAGACUGGCCCCCAGACGACAGUCAUGAUUUGUCCGAGGCUUUCUCUCCCAAAAGUGACUCUGAGCUGAUUGUUCGACUCGAGAGCUUCCUGAGGGCGGAGUCUCACAUCCAGUGGACCUGAGAGUUUCCUGAAACAACCAGGGUGACCAAAAGGAGAAAACCAGAAGUCAAAACGGUCACCAUCACUCCGUCUGAGAGCACGCACUUUCGAGUGAUCCUGAGUUCUGAAGCCAUGGAAGACGACACUGAUCUGGAUAAGAACAAUGCUGCUGCUACUUCACUAUGUACUAUAGUCAAACCAGAACCACGCACACCGGGCACCCUGUCCCCACUGUUGCAUUCUGUCGCACCUUUAGUCCCCUUAGACCCCAGUCCUGGUCCAGAUCCUGCCUUGGGUUUACUGAGUCCCACUGAGCCUCUGGAUGUACUGCCCUCUAGUGUCACUACUUCCACGCCUUCACACAACCCCCUGACGGAUUCACCCUCCAAGAAAAAAGGUGUCCCAAAGAGGAGCCAGCAUCAGGGCCCUGAGGAUAUUUACCUGGAUGACUUGAAUGUACUUGAGCCUGAUGUUGCUGCAAGAUAUUUUCCCAAGAGUGAGUCUGAAGCUGCCACUAAACACUGGAUGGAUUCGGAGAUGCGAUCGGGCUCUCAGUCUCCUCAGUCCGUGGGCAGUGCGGCAGCUGACAGUGGGACCGAGUGUCUGUCAGACCAAGCCUCAGACCUGCCCGAUGUCACCCUGUCGCUGUGCGGAGGCCUCACCGAGAACGCAGAGAUAUCCAAAGAAAGGUUCAUGGAGCAUAUCAUUACCUAUCAUGAGUUUGCUGAAAACCCGGCAAUUAUAGAUAACCCCAAUCUGGUGGUCAAGAUAGGAAAUCGAUAUUACAACUGGACCCUCGCUGCUCCCUUAAUUUUAAGUCUUCAAGCAUUUCAGAAAAACUUACCAAAGGCUACAGAAGAGGCCUGGAUGAAGGAGAAAAUGCCAAAGAAGUCAGGGCGCUGGUGGUUCUGGCGAAAACGGGCGGAUAGUACAAUCAAACAGUCAGAGACAAAGCUUGAAGCCAAGGAGGAGUCCCAGCUAGAAGAAGGACCUUCGCUGCCUCAGGACAAAAUGCCCUUAAUAGCUAAAGUAGGAGAUUCGUCCAGUGAUGAGGAGGCUAAGGAGGUGAGUGCGGCCUCGUGUCAGGACACCGCCCCUCACCACACGACCAUGCAUACCUACAGGAAGUCCCUACGCCUCUCCUCUGACCAGAUCGCCAGUCUUAAGCUGAAAGAAGGUCCAAAUGAGGUGACGUUCAGCAUCACGACUCAGUACCAGGGCACGUGUCGCUGUGAGGGCACCAUCUACCUGUGGAACUGGGACGACAAAGUCAUCAUCUCCGACAUCGAUGGCACCAUCACUAAGUCUGAUGUAUUCGGACAGAUUUUGCCUCAGCUGGGUAAGGACUGGACUCAUCAGGGCAUCGCUAAACUCUACCACUCUGUCGCUGAAAACGGGUACAAGUUCCUGUACUGCUCUGCACGGGCGAUCGGGAUGGCAGACAUGACACGAGGCUACCUGCAGUGGGUGAAUGAUGGAGGGAUCAUUCUGCCCCGUGGACCCCUCAUGCUCUCCCCCAGCAGCCUCUUCUCCGCCUUUCACAGGGAAGUUAUUGAGAAGAAACCUGAAAUCUUUAAGAUCGAAUGCCUUACGGACAUCAAGAACCUGUUCCAGCACAACAAACAGCCAUUUCACGCCGCUUUUGGGAAUAGGACUAAUGAUGUGUUUGCCUAUAAGGAGGUUGGGGUCCCUGAGUGCAGAAUCUUCACUGUGAACCCCAAAGGAGAGCUCAUCCAAGAGCAGACCAAAGGCAACAAGUCCUCUUAUUGCAGGCUUAGCGAGUUGGUGGAGCACGUCUUUCCUCUGCUGAGUAAAGAGCAGACUGAGGCCUUCGUGUUGCCAGAGUACAGCUCCUUUUGUUACUGGAGACAGCCUCUGCCGGACAUCAACCCAGACGAGCUGCUCUGAUCCACAGACUGUACCAGACAUUGCAGUAAUGACAGCAAAAUACAUGAUGAAAUGAAAAAAAAAUGAAAUAAUGGUUAGACCUAAACUUAAAGCAUAA